This is a messenger RNA of Dermacentor silvarum, 2577 nucleotides long. Its product is annotated as neprilysin-1-like. Gene Ontology annotation, molecular function: metalloendopeptidase activity. Gene Ontology annotation, cellular component: plasma membrane. The coding region runs from base 88 to 2577 and encodes 829 amino acids. The transcript is spliced from 4 exons. Lineage: Eukaryota; Metazoa; Arthropoda; Arachnida; Ixodida; Ixodidae. The record is from RefSeq and is a predicted model, not a curated record. Gene Ontology annotation, biological process: protein processing.
GCCACGCGGCGUCCGCGAUUUCUCUCUCUGUCACCCAAGAAUUUGCGAAUACUCAACUCUUGUAGCUGCCACGACCCGCACAGAGGCAUGGCCGAGCCGAAGAGGGGCGGCUUUGCAGGUUCGGGACGAAAGUCCACGUCGUCCGCGACAAGCUCCGCGUCAUCGAAGUCCUCUUCGGUGAAACCUAAGGGCAUCGUCGGUAGGAAGCAGCCGCGCAAGUACACUGCUUCUUCAACUACCGGCGAAGCCUCUGCUAACCCGAGGUCGGCUCCUGCCACGUCUGUGAUACCGCUCGGACCACCUGCGAAGCCCGACGCUCAACAGGAACAGCCGAUGAAGAAAACAGUCGACAUUAACGAACCGGUUUCUGUCGUGCCUGAGACGCCGCUGGGAACGUCUGCGGAGCCCGACCCGCAGCAGCCACAGCCGAUCACCAUUAGGUCGGUCACCAUCAAGUCGGUCACCAUUAAAGAGCAGGAAGUCAAAGAGAAUGCUGCCGAACCGCCCCAGGACCACUUCCACGGCAAGACCACCGUCGUGCUCGUCUUUGUCGUGACGCUGUUGCUUAUCAUCGUGGGGAUGCUAGUGAAGUACUUGGUGUCAUGGGAUCCAGCUCCGAAGUACAUCAGUAUUUGCCGCACCGAGGAUUGCACUGCCUUCGGCCGUGAACUGAAGGCGGCCAUUGACCCGGCGAUAGAUCCGUGCCACGACUUCCACGGCUUCGUUUGCGGCGGCUGGAAGGACUCGGGGAACCGGCUGACGACCGAAGCUCGCAUGAUCGCCGAUGCGUACGACAUGGCGAUCACGGAGGUCAAAUCCGACUUGCGUCGGGCCAGCAAGGUGACGCAGUUCUUUAGGAGCUGUAUGAGAGCCAAAACGGACAAGGAGGAGAAUCUGCGAAUGUUCGCCGAAUUCAGAAGCAACCUGGGCCUCUCGUGGCCUGAGAGUACGCCAGGGAGUAUGCAUCCCCUCGAGGUCAUGGUCAACUUAGCGCUUAACUGGCAGAUGAACUUCCUUUUCGACAUGAGCGCCGUCGACGUGCGCCAGUCGCCCGCACUGCUCGUCAUCCGCGGUCGCUUUGACUUCGGCUGGGAACAUAGCGAGCCCGAUCCGCUGAAGCUCGAGAACUACGAGACUUAUGUUAACGAUCACUACGAUGUCCUCGGCGUCAACGGUUCCGAAAUCGGUAUUAAAGCGGCGGAGCUCCUCACCAUCGAGCAGGCCAUUGUUGGCGCGAAGCUCUCGUUUCUGUACGAUGCUCCACACCAGGAUUGGUUCGAGCUGCGCGCCCUAGAUGAAAAGACGCCGUCGCUGCCGGCGGGCAUCUGGUUAAAUGUUCUGAGAAAGCACGACAGACAGUUCCACUGGAGGAACAAUGACACCGUGAUCACCGAGGACGUCAAGAUAUUUCAAAGCAUAGACAAGCUGUCGAAGACAUACGGCGAGGACAAACUCAUCACCGGGCUCUCGUGGAUAUUCAUACAGACGCACCUCUGGGCUGUUAACGGGGAGCCGUCUUUGAGAUUUAACGGCACGCGAGCCGACUUGCAAACAUUUUGGGAGCGCGGCUGCAUGGCUUACGCGGAAUCUCGUCUGGGACUGCUAACUUUGUCGAAGACGGUAAAUGAGCAUUACGGCAAGAGCGAAAAUCGUCUCGCUAUCUAUAGUUUCCUGCGCAGAAUCAAUGAAAACGCAAAGCGGUUAGUGAACAACCUGACCUGGAUGGAUGAAUCGAGCAAGCGUGUCGCCUUCCACAAGCUCGACAAUAUGACCCGCGUUAUACUGCCCGGUGAUAGCUACUUCGACAAGACGAAGCUCAAAGAACUCUACAACGUCUUCCCCAAUUUAGCCAGCAAGGUGUUCAUGACGAACCUCAUCAAGACAUCAGAGAUCUACCGCCAGCUCCGCAACCACGAGCAUUACGCAGAUGUGUACAGCUUUCGUGUCUUUCCCCGGUUUGGACGCGAGUUCUAUUUGCAUUUAACCAACACGAUGACACUGGCCAUGGGAGUGCUCAAUCUUCCAUUGUUCUACAACAAUGCGACGCUGGCCGUAAGAUAUGGUGGAAUGCUAUCUUUCGCGGCGCGUCAAAUGGCUAAGUCCUUAGACGAGGUCGGUGUAACGGUGAACGACGCGGGCCAUCGCGGACUCUGGCUUUCUCCAACGGCAGCGGCCGUGCACGCAAAAAAGGCGAGCUGCGAUGUGGGUGCCAGUUCGAACGCUAGCCGGUGGCGCCAGCUGCACGUCUUUCCUGUCGUUGCCGGAAUGGAAAUAGCCUUUGAAAGCUAUGCAGCGGCCGUGGCGGUUGACUACUUAGGGGUGGAUGACUAUAGAAUUGUCCACCUUGAAUCGUUCUCGGACGAGCAGGUCUUCUUCCUCGCUUACUGCUAUGGGCUGUGCGCUCAUCGACCGCAGACCAUGGGUGACGAGUGCAAUGUCCCAGUCAAGAACUCGCCCCGUUUCGCAGCGGCAUACCGUUGUCCGCUGGGCUCGCCUAUGAACCCACCAAACAAAUGCACUUUUUUUACUUGUGUACACGACGUUCCUACUAUUCGUUCCAACAGAGAACGCCUGUGA